This is a messenger RNA of Gamsiella multidivaricata, 1526 nucleotides long. RefSeq names its product WD40-repeat-containing domain protein. The record is from RefSeq and is a predicted model, not a curated record. Gene Ontology annotation, molecular function: chromatin binding; protein binding. NCBI's taxonomy places the organism in Eukaryota, Fungi, Mortierellomycota, Mortierellomycetes, Mortierellales, Mortierellaceae. Bases 52 to 1353 code for a protein of 433 amino acids. The transcript is spliced from 7 exons. Gene Ontology annotation, cellular component: Set1C/COMPASS complex.
GGACUCUCUUUUUUUCAGACUGAACAAAGCGACGCGAACUAAUCCGAGGCCAUGUCACACCUGCACAGCAGCAAUACCGACUACACCAACAGCACCGCCACCACCACCAACAACAACGGCACCAACAUCAACAGCGGCGGCAACACAAUCCUCAGCAAUGCACAUCCACCCCAAGUUCAUGCUCAACCACCACCACCCGUUGUCUUAACCCCGCAAUGGCUAAUGUCCCUGAAGGUGUCCAAGAUCUUCAAGGACAACACCCAGAUCAUCACCUCUCUCGACUUUGACGACACCGGAUCCAAAUGCGUCACCAGUGCCCAGGACGAGAGUCUGCACGUCUAUGACUGUGUAACCGGAAAACUGGACAAGACGCUAUUCAGCAAAAAAUACGGAGUUCAUCUCGCCCGGUUCACACAUCGAUCCACCAACGUUGUCUAUGCAUCGACAAAGGAGGAUGACACUCUGCGAUACCUAUCUUUGCACGAUAACAAGUACAUUCGAUAUUUUCGAGGACACGAGAAAAAGGUCACAGCACUAGAGAUGUCGCCGCUGGAUGAUCAAUUCUUGGCAGGAAGUGAAGAAGCCGUUCGAUUGUGGGAUCUCCGCAGCCCGAACUGUCAGGGUGCCGUCUCAAUAGUGGGACGACCGGCUAUUGCAUUCGAUCCCAGCGGAUUGGUUUUUGCGGUGGCAUUAGGAUGCAAUUUGCGCUUAUACGACGUCAAAAUCUUUGAUCAGGGACCAUUCGAUAGCGCCAUGAUCGGCCAAUCUCUCGGAAUCGACCCCACAUCCGAUUUGCCCACGGCCGUCAUACCCACACAACUAGAAUUCAGCUCCGAUGGUAAACACAUCCUCGUGACCAGCGCUGGCGAUGCCCACUACAUCGUCGAUUCCUAUCAACCCAUAAGCACCCGCUUCCGUCUCGUCGGCCAUUACGGCUAUGGAAACGAACCCUUCCAGAGCGGAGGCGAGGCCUGCUGGACCCCCGAUGGCAAAUUCGUCGUUUCGGGUUCGAGGGAUGGAAAUAUUUAUGUCUGGGAUAUCGCCAAGGCUAUGGCCGAUCAGGCCGCCGGCAUCUUUGUGAAUGGCUCUGGAGGCAAUGGCGGAAACGGCGGCGCCGGAGGCGUGAAUGGGGCUCUCCCCGGGAGCCAUCAGACGAAUUUGUUGAGUGCGAACGGAGAGCUCCGGCCGUUCAAGGUGUGUAAGGCACACGGGACACCAAGCCAUAUCGUUGCAUUCAACCCAAAGUUCUUGAUGAUGGUUAGCGGAUCGACAGAACUGGCAUUCUGGGAGCCUGAUCCAAACGCUAUAGGGAUGGAUGCGCUACAUGACUUUUCCAGAGGUGGCCGCCAUUGAUGCCGCCUUUCGCCUAAAGAGCAACAUGAAAAUAAAGAGCCAUCCGCGAGCACAUUGAGAAAAUUUAUUAUGCCUCUAUUUUGAAUUGAAGUAAAUUUGUUAAUAAGCGGCCUAUUAUACUUUCCCAAAAGGAAUUGCUGGAGAGUCUUUGGCGAGAAAUCCAGCAUGCAAAA